Messenger RNA from Prorocentrum cordatum, 519 nucleotides. Lineage: Eukaryota; Dinophyceae; Prorocentrales; Prorocentraceae. The record is from the annotation of a GenBank genome assembly.
AUGCCUGAUGAGGCCAUCGUGGUGGCCUUGCUGACCUGGGCCGCGCUGCGCGAGCGCGCCCGCGCCCUGCGGGCGGAGCGCGAGGCGCGCGAGCAGCGCGAUAACGCUGCCCGCCAGGCGCGGCUGCGCGACGAGGAGCGCAAGGGCCGCGUCCGCGCGGAGCGGCAGCUGCGCGAGGCGGCCGUUGGCGGCGGCGCGGCGCCUGGCGACGGGGCUGGGCUGGACGACGGGCCCGGCGGCUUCGUCUUCCACCCGAUCGGGGUGUUCUCGUCCUGCUACAGGAGCCGGUGCGGCACGCCGCGCCAGGGCGGCAUCGUGCAGGACAGCCUCGCGGUGCUCCGCUGCGUUCGCGACCUGAACCCCGCGGCGGCGCUGGAGGGCCUCGAGGAGAGUUCAGCCACUGUUGGGUGCUGUAUGUGUUCCACGAGAACACGAACCUCUCGCGCGAGGGCAAGACGACCGCCAGGCGGCGGGGGCAGCAGCGCGGGCGCGUCCCGCUGUGGCAGGGCCUCUGCAUGA